This is a messenger RNA of Microthlaspi erraticum, 726 nucleotides long. The record is from the annotation of a GenBank genome assembly. NCBI's taxonomy places the organism in Eukaryota, Viridiplantae, Streptophyta, Magnoliopsida, Brassicales, Brassicaceae.
AUGAAAGUAGCGGAGAAGAUUGUAUUCCUCUGGAAUGAUCCUGAUGGAUUUGCGGCAACCAUCGCUGAUUCUCUAAACCCCAACCCUAGUGCUCCUCUUCGCAAACUAGAAGAGCAGAUCCAGCUUCCGUUGGACAAGUACGGCGUCGAAGAUGUCGAUGCCGGCGGGACUAUCGUUCAUUUCAUCGAUGACAAUGGAAUUUACCAGGUCUCGAUUGUUCUUCUUCGGAGCUACGAGCCUCCUGCACUAGUGUGUGCCAUGAAUGAACUGCUGGACCUAAUUACAAGGGAAGCAUCGACUCUGCCCACAAUCGUGGCUCCUUUUCUUGUGGCGGCAUCGAAGCUUAAGUUCAAUAACAAAUCCCUUGAAGCAAGUAGCAAAAAGGCUAGUCUUCAUUACUUUCAAGUUGGUCCAGAAACAGAGACCAGCAGGCUAUUUGCUUCUCGCAUCGAGAAACCACCACCAUCGUUGCAGAUCCAUUAUGAACCAUUGUCAUGCUUGCUUCAUCUGGCUCGUGUCAAACGCCUGCCUACCUCUAUUCUCAUCGGACAAAGAAGUAGUAGCGUUUCUCAUCAAGCUCUAGACGAAGAGCUUCAGGUGAUCCAUGAAAUAGGGGAGCUUGUGGCGAGCUAUGCCGGAGUGUCUUUGUCGAAAGAGAGAAUCAAGUGGAACGCAGCAAAGACGUCAAAAGAAGAAGAGAGUCCUUGGCGUGCUCUUUAUGGUUAA